Molecule: messenger RNA, 629 nt
Organism: Camelina sativa (false flax)
Lineage: Eukaryota; Viridiplantae; Streptophyta; Magnoliopsida; Brassicales; Brassicaceae
Product: putative RING-H2 finger protein ATL71
Source: RefSeq, a predicted model, not a curated record
AUGAACGCGACGGUGGUGCCACCUGACUCUGGCCACUGGCUAACAAACACCGAUAGGAUGGGUGGAUUAGCUUACGGGAUCGGAGUCUCCAUUGGUAUACUAAUGCUAAUUACCACAAUCACCCUCGCCUCUUAUUAUUGCACUCGAAGCCAUAUCAAUGCUUCUCCCACGACCACUCCGAGGACAAGACGCCGGCAAAGAGAAACCAAUGAAACGUUGCAAGCUGGCCAAGAAGGGUUCAACUUCGAAGGUGACGACGACCAAAACGAUACCGUUGUGGUCGAAGUCUUGGGGCUAAACGAUGAGGUGAUCAAGAGUUUUCCUAAGCUUGCGUACGAAGAGGCUUGUGUGAGCUACAGCUUGCAAAGGGAAUCGAGUUCGACGACGUGUUGUUCUAUAUGUCUUGCGGAGUACAAGAAGAAGGACAUGAUCAGGGUUUUGCCCGAUUGUAACCACUUGUUCCACGACAAGUGCGUUGACCCUUGGCUCAAGCUUCAUCCGACGUGUCCCGUUUGCCGUACGUCUCCGUUACCGUCGCCGGCGAUAACUCCUGUCGCUGACGUUGUUUCCUUUUCCCGCCGGCCAAUGAUGGAUAUUUGACUUUCUUUCGUCACGUUUUAAAGAUAUUG